Molecule: messenger RNA, 2461 nt
Organism: Homalodisca vitripennis (glassy-winged sharpshooter)
Lineage: Eukaryota; Metazoa; Arthropoda; Insecta; Hemiptera; Cicadellidae
Gene: NaPi-III
Product: sodium-dependent phosphate transporter 2
Exons: 14
Coding region: 451-2151 (566 amino acids)
Biological process (GO): phosphate ion transmembrane transport
Cellular component (GO): membrane
Molecular function (GO): phosphate transmembrane transporter activity
Source: RefSeq, a predicted model, not a curated record
CCCCUGGUGAGCGCUUGCCGCAGACCGCUCGCAGGUCGCUGGCCGUGUACUCGCGUGUGUCUGCUGCACGCGCUCUGUACCGGUACCUACCCGCGAAUCGGUUUGUUGCGAAAACGCGUGCAUCUUCGCUACCCAGGCUCAUAAAAAAUAAGAGUUGUGGUGAGGGGAGGAGUGUGGUGUCUACUGGACAGUGGACAUAGAGCCCACGCCGCUGCUGUCGUCGCCGCCUCACCUCCCGCGCACCGCGUUCAUCAUCACCAUAGCACGUCAUGGCCUCCCCGACAUCGGGUACAUUGCCUCCUGCCCACGUCAAAAAGAGAACUGAGUGUAUACCGCGGUGAGCGAGGUGACUGAGUGGUAGUCGACUGUGAUACUAGUGUGUAGAACUGAGUGUACGUCGCGGUCCGUGAGCGAUAUUCAGUCAGCUGUGAUAAUAGUUUAGAGACUACCAUGGAACCCUACUCCAACGAGCUCCUGUGGCUCGUGAUCGUCUGCUUCGUCGUCGCCUUCGUCCUCGCGUGUGGCAUCGGCGCCAACGACGUCGCUAACAGCUUCGGCACCAGCGUCGGCUCCAAGGUGCUCACCGUGCGCCAGGCCUGCUGGCUCGCCACGGUCUUCGAGAUCGCGGGAUCCGUCCUCAUCGGGUACAAGGUGUCCGACACGAUGAGGAAGGGGAUCCUGCAGGUGUCUCUGUACGAGGGAGCAGAGAAGGAGCUGAUGAUUGGUCUGCUCUCCACUCUUGCGGGGAGUGGGAUCUGGUUGAUCCUUGCUACCUUCUUCAAACUCCCCAUCUCAGGCACUCACUCCAUCGUCGGUGCUACUGUUGGCUUCUCGUUGGUUUGUCGAGGAACACAGGGACUGGACUGGAUGACCCUAUCCACUAUUGUGGUAUCUUGGUUCAUAUCUCCUGUCCUCUCAGGCUUGGUUUCCGUCAUUUUGUUUCUUCUCAUACGACAUUUCAUUCUCCGGUCUCCUUCUCCCCUAGUACCUGGACUGCGCUCUCUGCCCCUUUUCUAUGGAGCCACCAUUGCCGUCAAUGCCUUCUCCAUCUGCCAUGAUGGUCCACAAUUACUUUUACUGGACAACCUCGCCUCGUGGGUGGCUGCGGUUAUUAGUGUGGUACUGGGGCUCGUCACAGCAGUGGUAGUGCAACUGGUAGUGGUGCCAUGGCAACGUGCCAAGAUCCUCGAAAUGAUGGGAUCAGGUACUAAGACAGACGUGCAGUUUACAUUUGGAUAUGAGACAGACUCCUCCCGUGAGCCUAGUCCUCGCUUGCCUCGUGUUGGUAUCGAAGGUGGAGGUGAUCGCGUUACGUUGCCAGCGAUCUGCAAGUCGGUCAAGGAGCCGACUCAACUCUAUACUUUUCCUGCCAGUGACACCACCACCAAGAACAAUGGCUACACUCUAGCCGAGACCCGCUUCAAUAAUCACCACGCCAGUAUUAUCACUGAAACAUCCAAUGGAGGGAAGCUGCCAACUGAUCCCACACUCCUAAGCAUUCCCACAAAUGGAACCAAUACUCCAGCUUUGGGUCUUUCACCCAAUAGCAGUGCUGUCCCACUCAUCAGGGAGAAAACUGCUGAACCACUCCUGGACACAGAAGCCAAAGUGACAGUUUCAGCAGAACAGGACGACCCUCCAGAAGUGUCUAGAAUAUUCUCCUUCCUACAGAUCUUGACAGCUACAUUUGGUUCAUUCGCCCAUGGAGGAAAUGAUGUUAGCAAUGCUAUUGGGCCACUGAUCGCGGUGUGGUUGGUGUAUACGGAAGGCUCAGUACAGCAGAAGGCCUCGACUCCAUGGUACAUCCUGCUGUAUGGCGGAGCUGGGAUAUCUAUCGGUCUGUGGCUAUGGGGCCGUCGGGUAAUCGAGACCAUUGGUGAGGAUCUCACCAAGAUCACUGCUUCCACAGGAUUCACCAUAGAGAUAGGGUCUGCCCUGACAGUGUUACUGGCCUCCAAGAUAGGGCUUCCCAUCUCCACAACUCACUGUAAGGUGGGCUCAGUCGUGUUUGUAGGCUGGGUCAACACUGCCUCAGGGGGUGUUGACUGGAAGCUUUUCCGCAACAUAAUCUAUGCAUGGCUGGUGACAGUGCCGAUUGCUGCGGGUCUCAGCGCUAUGUUCACAGCCGUCUUGCGUGCCCUUGUGCUCUGAACUUUCCGCUCAACAUCGCCCGUUCAAGAUCCUCCUCUGCUUGCAGACAAACUUUGGCCUAAAUUUUUGUAAACGUUUGUUAAACUCUUGGUACAUUACUGAACCAAGAGUGUUUACUUACAAUCAAAGAGCUUAAUGAUUUCUACAAUGUAAAACGCAAUAUUUUCUAACUAUUAAUAGUUAUUAAGUAGACAAGUCAUCUUGAGCGGACGACCAAAUGUGACUAGGUGCUUAAUUAUAGCUAGGAACUGAAAUGAUUAUUUUACUAUUUAGAUGUUAAGAGUUUGAAAUAAAUGUAAAAAAUCUCAAA